Molecule: messenger RNA, 1025 nt
Organism: Drosophila ficusphila
Lineage: Eukaryota; Metazoa; Arthropoda; Insecta; Diptera; Drosophilidae
Product: U-scoloptoxin(19)-Tl1a
Exons: 3
Coding region: 159-542 (127 amino acids)
Source: RefSeq, a predicted model, not a curated record
GCUGGGAUCAGUUCAACACCAACCGUGCCAUCGCGAGGAAGUGGAUUAUCAGAGUGAAGUGAAUUGAGAGUACAGCGAAUAUAUCGAAUCGAACCCAAUAGAAUUGAUUCUUGGCAUAUCACGUAUACGCCCGGUAGCACAACCGAAAAACCGUUAACAUGUCGCUAAGGAAGAGCUUGUUGGGCUGCCUGCUGUUGGUCGGCACUAUUUUAAUGCUGAGCCAGGUUCAAGCCAACAUCGAUACAAACGAAGUGGACCCAGAUUUUUACAUGCUGCAGGGCGUCCGUGUGUAUCCCAAUGAUCGCCAGUGCGUUCUGGUUGGCGGACUGUGUGUCCAAACGAAGGACUGCUUGGAACCCACCUCGAACAAGGGUCUGUGCCCCACGAGUGCCGGACAGGGCGUGGAGUGCUGCUAUGAGCUGCCGGUCAGACCAGCGCCCUGUGCGGAACACUUGGGACAGUGCAUGGACCGAUGCCACCAGAGGCUCCUGCGACCCGGUACCGAUUGCCAGAAUGGCCAAGUCUGCUGUGUCCUGAUUUAGUUAUACUUAACCACACCAAACACAUGCCCAUGCUGAGAAAAAACAUCGCCGAAUUUCUUAUCAUUCAGUUAUUCAUCGGAAAUAUUUUUUGUUUCAUGACGUUUAAAAUAUUAAAAAUAAUUUAUUAUACUGAAGUCUGACCAAAAAAUGUAUGAUGUCAUUUUAAAAUUUUGUUUGAUUCUUUAAAAAUGUAUAAGAUUAAGUAGAACAAUGAAUUCAUAUUUUUCAUGUUAAGAAACAUUUGAUUUAAAACAAUACAAUUGUUCGCAAAAAUUGGUAAAGAUAUGGCUUUGUUUUUUCUCUGCAUGCACGCAAACACACGCACACACACACACACCGUACAUAAACAUGUAUUUAUUAAACUCUAUAUAUUAAUUAUAUUGUACGAAUACUUUUGUAUGAAUUCUUAAGUACCCACACAUCUCCCGACAAUGUGAAAUAUUUGACUGCUUCCAAUAAAUGCAUUGUAAAUAUUUUCCAAAA